UGAUUUGCUAAGCGGCGAGCAGAGAGGAGUUAGUGCGCGUGAGAGCGGGUACUGUGAACUGCGUUACUAUGCUAUAGUCCCAAUAACCGCACACUCGGAAGCGAAACGUGCGACACAGAUUGAACUUAUCUUGUUUACAAAGAUAACUGAACAGACUGCUACGUGGAAAGCAAGACUCAUGAGUUGGCCGUGUGGAUUUCAGCGACGUUAUGGAUUUGACUAAAAUGGGUAUGAUCCAGCUCCAGAAUCCCAACCAUCCCAAUGCCCUGCUGCACAAGGCAAACCAGAUGCGCCUGGCCGGCACGCUGUGCGACGUGGUCAUCAUGGUGGACAGCCAGGAGUUCCACGCUCACCGGACAGUGUUGGCCUGCACCAGUAAGAUGUUCGAGAUCCUCUUUCACCGCAACAGCCAACAUUACACUCUGGACUUUCUCUCACCAAAGACCUUCCAGCAGAUUCUGGAGUAUGCCUACACUGCCACGCUCCAAGCUAAAGUUGAGGAUCUAGAUGACCUGCUGUACGCGGCAGAGAUAUUAGAAAUAGAAUACUUGGAAGAGCAAUGCCUGAAGAUACUGGAGACCAUCCAGUCCUCUGACGAAAACGAUGCGGAGGUUAACAUGAACGACGGCGGGGCCGAAGACGAUGAAGAACGCAAGGUGAGGCACGGCAGGAACCCAAAAAAGCAUUCCAUGGAGGAGAGCGCCUAUGUCUCUGCUGCACAGCAGGCGCUGGCACUGUCCGGAAUGGUGGAUCAGAGUCCGUCAGUAUCCACCUCCUUCGGUCUCUCCACCCUGAGCCCAACUAAAGCCGCCGUGGACAGCCUAAUGAGCAUCGGCCAGUCCCUCCUGCAGAGCAGCAUGCACUCCGGCGUGGGAUCCGAACAGGCCCUGCACGGCAACUCCCACCCCAUGAUGGGAGAGAUCAAGAUGGAGAUGAUGCAAGUAGACGAGGGCGGAGAGCACGACAGCCCCAAAGGCCUGGAGUCCAGCGGCUCCAGCAACGGCGAGCGAAGCGGAGACCAUGACAAGAAUCGUGACGGGCCUGGAACCCCCACCAGGAGCAGUGUGAUCACCAGUGCCCGUGAGCUGCACUACGUUAGGGAGGAAGGCGUUGGAGACCAGCAGUCCGAGGUCAACCAGAUGGGGCUUGAGGCCAUGGCGGGAAUGACUGAAAAACACUUGGCGUCGUUGUAUGGCUUGCCACCCAACCAUAAGGGUGAAGCCAUGCUGUCUAUGCCUGCCUCGAUGGCUUCAUCCUUACACAUGGCACCAGCCCUGGCCAUGUCCAUGGACUUCAGUGCCUACGGGGGGCUGCUGCCUCAGAGCUUCAUCCAAAGGGAGUUCUUCAACAAGCUCGGUGAGUUAGCUGCUGGGAUGAAGCCCGACGGCCGUGGCCAACACGAGCGCUGCAACGUUUGUGGUGCUGAACUUCCUGACAAUGAGUCCAUUGAGCAACAUAGGAAGCUACACAGUGGAAUGAAGACCUACGGUUGUGAGCUUUGUGGCAAACGCUUCCUAGACAGUUUGCGCCUGAGGAUGCACUUGCUAUCUCACUCAGCUGGUGAGAAAGCCAUCGUCUGUGACCAGUGUGGAGCUCAGUUUCAGAAGGAGGAUGCUCUGGAGGCUCACCGUCAGAUUCACACAGGAUCAGAUAUGGCCAUCUUCUGUUUGCUGUGUGGGAAACGGUUCCAGACGCAGCCGGCUUUGCAGCAGCAUAUGGAGGUCCACGCAGGUGUGCGCAGCUACAUCUGCAGCGAGUGCAACCGCACGUUUCCCAGCCACACCGCACUCAAGCGCCAUCUCCGCUCACAUACAGCAGGUGAUCACCCAUUUGAGUGCGAGUUCUGCGGCAGCUGCUUCAGAGACGAAAGCACGCUGAAGGGACACAAGCGCAUCCACACCGGAGAGAAGCCCUAUGAAUGUAACGGCUGCGGCAAGAAGUUUAGCCUCAAACACCAGCUGGAGACCCACUACCGUGUCCAUACAGGUGAAAAGCCGUUUGAGUGUAAGCUGUGCCACCAGCGCUCCAGGGAUUACUCUGCCAUGAUCAAACACCUGCGCACCCAUAACGGAGCCUCGCCGUAUCAGUGCACCAUCUGCCUGGAAUACUGCCCCAGCCUCUCCGCCAUGCAGAAGCACAUGAAGGGCCACAAGCCAGAAGACAUCCCUCCAGACUGGAGGAUAGAGAAGACUUACCUGUACCUCUGCUACGUCUGAAAGGGGAGCGGGGAGCCGAAUGGGGGAUUGGG
This is a messenger RNA of Triplophysa dalaica, 2248 nucleotides long. RefSeq names its product zinc finger and BTB domain containing 16a (gene zbtb16a). The record is from RefSeq and is a predicted model, not a curated record. The transcript is spliced from 7 exons. Gene Ontology annotation, cellular component: nucleus. The coding region runs from base 210 to 2216 and encodes 668 amino acids. Gene Ontology annotation, molecular function: RNA polymerase II cis-regulatory region sequence-specific DNA binding; protein binding; DNA-binding transcription factor activity, RNA polymerase II-specific. Gene Ontology annotation, biological process: regulation of transcription by RNA polymerase II. NCBI's taxonomy places the organism in Eukaryota, Metazoa, Chordata, Actinopteri, Cypriniformes, Nemacheilidae.